AAAAGCCCCAGAUCUGUGGGGAGAAGAAGGUUCCUUAUUCCAUGAGCCCGCGGAGGCUCUUUGCACAUGCUCAGGAGCACUCUCGUUCUUAUACCACUACGGGCUGCAUAUGAAAUCCGAUUCACCAUGGAUGAGGAGAAGGAUGGAAGCAUGGAAGAAGAGAAGCGUGGUAUCCCAGCACGGCUUAAAGGUGGGAGUGAGAAGCUGCAAGCAGACAGGCCAUUGGGGAAGGAUGAUGGCAUAAUCUGGGGAUCCUCAGGGAUGCAGAGGAAGAAGCUAAAGAUGAGACCAAAGGAGAUGGAAAGGGCACAGGACAUUAAGCUUCUAAAAACUUCCCCAAAGAAUCAGAAAUUGCUUGCCAUGUCAGGCAAAGUAGAGAAGGGAGCAACAAAAGGAAAUGAGGAGCAAGCUUCUUCAUCCUUCCAGGAUGGGUUGUCAGUGGUGGAAGAUGGCAAGGAAGAGGAGCUGGUCAUUAGAAGAGUGAAGAAGGAAGAAGAGGAGGAAAGGGCCCUGGAAUAUAAGGUGGAGGUACAGAGGAUUUCUGAAGAUGAGGAACCAUCACAUCUGCUUUACCUUGAUUCUCCAAUCCUGCAGAACUCAUCACCUAAGGAAGAAAUUAAGGUAGAAUCAGAAGAGCAGAAGGCUCAGGAAUUUGAAGUACAAAAAGUCACCAUCCCACUAGAUGGGACUUUGUCCCCCUCCUCUUCCUCUUCUCAUCCCAACACCUGCGGUGUGUGUGGCAAGAGUUUCAGCCGCCGAUCCAAUCUGGCCAAGCACCAGAUCAUCCACACGGGUGAGAAGCCCUACCGCUGCAAUGACUGUGGACGCAGCUUCAACCAGAGCUCUGCUCUCACCAAGCACCAGAGGACACACACUGGAGAACGCCCGUAUGUCUGUGGAGACUGUGGCAAGGCCUUCACGGCCAGCUCGAACCUCCUCCAGCACCGGCGUUUCCACACAGGAGAGCGGCCUUAUCGCUGCGAGCUGUGUGGCAAGGCUUUCUCUCAGAGCUCCAACUACAAUCUGCACCGCCGCGGCCACACGGGCGUCACGCCGUACCAGUGCAGCGUGUGUGGCAAACGCUUCACGGGGAGCUCCUGCCUUACUCGCCACCAGAGGACCCAUACCGGGGAGAAGCCAUACCAGUGCCAAGAAUGCGGCAAGCGCUUCUCCGGGAGCUCCACCUUGGCCAAUCACCGCCGCACCCACACCGGUGAAAAACCGUACGGCUGUGCUGAGUGUGGCAAGAGGUUCACCCACCACUCCAACCUGGUAGACCACUGGCGGGUACACACGGGAGAGAAACCGUAUGUGUGCACUGAAUGUGGGAAGAGCUUUCGGCUUAGUUCCCACAUCAUUCGCCACCGUCGCACUCAUGCCAAUGCCCGCGGCACCAAUCUCAGCCAUGACAUUCUCCACACCAUCAAUGCCAUUUGUGACGAGGCCAACGUCAGAGCUUACCACCUCGGCCUUGGUUGUGCCAGUGAUGGUGGGGCUGACAUUAGCAACCCUCAUGGGACCAAUCAUGAGGCCCGGUGUGCUGAUUCUGGUGUUUCCAAUGGGAACGAUGAUACUGAUGAGGAGGAGGGAGACCGGCUUCUUAUCUGCAGCCAGUGUGGUAAAGGUUUCCGCUUGGAGUCUAGCCCUCAAGAGCGGAACCAAGAAGACUCAACACUAGGGGAUGGCCCCUAUAGCUGUACUGAGUGUGGUAACAGCUGUUGGACAAUGCUGUCUGGCUUCAGGUUGCGUCCGGCAGAGGAACCGUAUUGGCUCUUUCCGUUUAUGGAACAUGAGAGUCCGUAUCCUGAGCUUUGCUUCUUUGUUCUCCUCGUCCCAGUUCUGCAUUGCCUGAUGGAGGGUCAACAUGUAAUGGCUCAAGUCCAUAUCCAGACCCCAAUAUCCUCAUCCUCGUCGUCUUCCUCAGUGGCUGGGGAAGAAUCCAGGAAGCUGCAGAAUCCAGUACGAGCUGCGGCCCGAGAAAGAAUGGCGGGAGGCCGUCUGCUGGACAGUCAUAGCUUGGAUGGGAUAAGCCAGGUUUACGGGACAUCCAAGGCUCAGGAAGGAAGGAGGGCUACAAUCUCAAGCGCCUUGGAGUUGGAAGGGACCGUGAGCCAUGAUGGGGAUUUGACGCACUUUGUGGCCAACAACCUGCAGAUCAAGAUCAAGAUGAGCUCCCGGGGCAGUCUGGAUAACACUGAGCCCACCACCUCCUCAUCGGUGUCAUCACAAUUGUCUAUUAGAGGGAAAAUUGCAGAUAUACCAUCCAUAGACCCCCAGGUAGUUCAAGACCUGGAAAGGCUCACUAGAGACGUGGCGCAAAAAGUGGACCAGAUGCUGAGAGUCUUGAACAGUGCCAUCCAGAACAUGACAGCUCUCAGCGUGGGAUACAUCCAGACUUACCGAGAUGCAGUGGACAGUUUGGGUGAAUCAGUGGACAUGAGCAUCAAAGGGAUGUACACUCUGAUGGCAAGAUGUGAGGAGCUGGACCGCUCCAUGCAGCCUGUUCACACCCUUGCUAAACAGAUCCGGGAGAUUAAGAGGACACUGGAGAUCUUUGAGGCACUUUGCAACUGCCGUUGGUAUCGAGGGGCUGCUGCUGAUGCGCACAUCAUCCUCAUCGAGUACGGGCCUCCAUACAACACGAGAACACCAGGAGCGCUCUACAGUAACCGGGAGAAGAUUCGGCGGCCGGCCUGUUCCCUUCACGUGACAAACCUAAACCAUGACGACUCGACCACCUUUUUCGUGACACUAGAUAAACCUGGAUCAGUGGAAACAGGGAGCGUGAACCUUGAACUCGUAGGAUUAUCGGGCCGUGGCGGCUGGAGUGGUGGCCUCUCCAACGGCGUCAUUGCUGGCAUCACCGUCGCUUGCCUGCUGGUCCUCCUUGCCUUUGGGGCCUCGGUCCUCAGCUCUUGCUUCCUUCUGAGUGAAGCCGGCGAUAAAGUCAUUACGGUCGUCGCUGAUCCUGAAACGCCCAAAGAAGGAGAGAACGUCACCCUAAUUCCCCAAGGGGGCAUGCAGGACUAUAUAGUCUGCCGUUGGUAUCGAGACCGCCCUUCUGAUCUAAACGUAAUCCUUGUUGACUACGGAGCUCUAGGGAGAAGACCGGGACCUUUAUUCACUAAUCGGGAGAGCGCUCUGCUCCCACUCUGUUCCCUUCACAUGACGAACUUAACAACAAAUGACUCGGCAACUUACACCAUCAGACUGGAAAAAGCCCAGGGAUUGGACACAGGGAGCGUGGUCAUUGAGGUCAUGGGAGAACCCCCAGCCCGUGGCGUCGAGAGUGGUGGCCUCUCCAAGGGUGCAACUGCGGGCAUCGUCGUAGGUUGCUUGGUGGGCGUCAUGGUCAUUGCGGACUCCGUCCUCAGCUCUUGCUUCCUUCUGAGUCAAGCCGCCAGGAAAUUCCUUACGGUUGUCUCUGAUCCUGAAACAACCAUAGAAGGGGGGAACGUCACCUUAAUUCCCCAAGGAGGCAUGGACAACUCUCUAACCUGCCGUUGGACCACUGGGAUGGCACUGCCCUUUGGGAGCCAAUCCUCAAACACUGCUGAGGUCACGGGGAUCCCCAACUCUAGGAAAGCCCCCUAUACGUCCACGAGAAGGGGCUUGAUGAUGAAGGGACCUUCCUGUUGCAAGCGGAUCUCUGGAGUUAGACACCUAGCAGCAUCCCCAUGCCCACUCUUUAAUGAAAACAAAGCCAAGAGGGAACACACCAGGCAGACACCAACAAAAAUACAAGGACUCCUUAGUACUAACGCUGCUGUUACUUCCCGUAUGGAAAGUGCAGAAGAAAUUUAUGUUCUGGAUCUCCAGGACUCCAGUGAGGAAGAAACACAAAGAGAGGGCAUUGAGAUGAUAAAUGAAGAUAAGGAAGAAGGAACAGAACUACAGAGGAUACAUAAAGAAAGCAAGGACAUUUAUAGAAGGGCAGAAGAGCAGCAUGAAGUUUCUCCAUCCAAGGAAGUCACAGUAGAAGGCUGUCUUAUAGAAAUCCCUCAACAUGAGUCAAGUAAUGGUGAACCUGUAAUUUCUGUGGAGUCUAUAGAUAAUUUUUCUGAUAAUGACAAAGUGCCCAAAGCCACAAUCUGCUCUGACUGUGGAAAAAGUUUUAGUAAUAGCUCUCACUUAGUCCGGCACCGUCGUGUCCAUACAGGGGAGAAACCAUAUAGGUGCCCCCACUGUGACAAAAGCUAUCGCCAGGACUCUCAUCUCGUUCAACACAUGCGCUCCCACACAGGCGAGAAGCCAUACCGCUGUACACAAUGUGGCAAGGGCUUCUCCCAAAGUUCCAAUCUCAUCAUCCACCAGCGGACACACACAGGGGAGCGCCCCUUCACCUGUCCGGAGUGCGGCCGGAGCUUCAGCCAUAGCUCUGAUCUUAUUCAACACAAACGGAUCCACACAGGGGAGAAGCCCUAUGUCUGCUCCAUCUGUGGAAAAUGCUUUUCACAAAGCUCCAAGGUCACCCAGCACAAGCGCUUUCACUCUGGAGAACGACCAUUUUCCUGUGGGGAAUGCACCAAGACGUUCCGUCUCCGUGCUGACCUGGUCCGCCACCUCCGUGCCCACACUGGUGAGCGACCUUUUGGCUGCCCAGAGUGCGGGAAGCACUUCGCCGAGAGCUCCCAUCUUAUCCGGCACCAGAGGAUCCAUAUGAGUGAGCGGCCUUUUCGCUGUCCAGACUGUGGGAAAGGGUUCAAUCAGAGCUCCAAUCUCCAGCAGCACCAGCGGGUACACCGAGGACAAAAACCCUUCAAGUGUGAUGAGUGUGGGAAAGGUUUCGGUGUAAGCUCAGCACUCCUGCAGCACCAACGCACACACACUGGUGAACGGCCCUACUGCUGCAGCCAGUGUGGGAAGAGCUUCAGUGUCAGUUCUACCUAUCAUAUACACCAGCGUAUCCAUGCUGGCCAAAAGCCCUACUCGUGUGCUGACUGUGGGAAAGGGUUUGUACGCAGCUCGGCUCUCCUUCAGCACCAAGCCACUCACACUGGUGAAAAGCCCUUCCGAUGCCCCUACUGUGGCAGGGGCUUUGGACAGAAGUCAGCGCUGUCUCAGCAUCGGCGAGCCCAUGUGAGAAGAGGAGAGACAGUGACUUUGGUGGAGGAUUGGGAUGGUGCUGGCAUGGAGGGUAUUGGGGACCAAGGACUAGAAGGAGGGGUAGACGGCAUGUGGCAAGGCAAUGGAAUUGGAAUUAUGGGGCAGGAGUGGCCUGGUGAUGGGAAUGAGCGCAUGCAACAGGAAUGGGAAGAUGAUGGGGAUGAGACUAUGAGAACAGAGUGGCCAGAAGAUGUCGAUGAGAGUGAGGAGCAGCAAUUGCAAGAAGAUGGCAGAGAGGACACAAAGCAGGAAUGGAAGGAAGGUGCGGAUAGAACUGUGAGGACACAGUGGCAGGAGGAGGAGGAUGAAGAUGAGGGAGUGGAGCAGUGUUCCCAGGAUGACUGUAUAGAAAACAUGAGACUGGAGUGUCAGGAUGACGACGACAAUGAUGAUAAUGAAAGGGUGGAGGUGGGUUUACAAGGCGAGGUUGUUGAGAAUGUGAGGCUUGAGUGUCACGAUGACAAUGAAAGUGCAGAGGAAGAUUUGGAGGACGUUGGUGAUCCAAAAAUGAGGGGAAAGUAUCCAGAAGAAAGUGUGGAGCAAGACUGGCAGGAUGGUAAAGAGCAGAGCUUACGAAAGGAGUGGGGGAACAUUGCUGAGAAAAAUGCAAGGCAAAAAGCAACAAGAGUGGAACUGGAAUGGCAGGACAGUGAAGAUCAUAGUGACAGACAAAGUUGGCUGGGAGAUGAGGAAGAGAGCUUGGAAGCUGAAGGGGAAAAGAGUGGGCGACAGUCUUGCCAUGAUGAUGAGGGGCCUGUGGAAUUAAACUGA
Messenger RNA from Pogona vitticeps (central bearded dragon), 5877 nucleotides. Lineage: Eukaryota; Metazoa; Chordata; Lepidosauria; Squamata; Agamidae. The record is from RefSeq and is a predicted model, not a curated record.